Bursaphelenchus xylophilus (pine wood nematode) is the source of this 1679-nucleotide messenger RNA. The record is from the annotation of a GenBank genome assembly. Lineage: Eukaryota; Metazoa; Nematoda; Chromadorea; Rhabditida; Aphelenchoididae.
AUGGCUGCACAAGUAAGGUUAAAUUGUUCUUCCACAUGUAUUUUCAGAGGGAAGUUUCCUUUGCUCGUUCCCCAAUUGAAAAGUUUUUCGAGCUGAAUUUUGAUUCUCAAGGGGCAAUUCAGCGCUUCAUGGAGUUCAAAGUCAAUCUAGAGGCGGACAAGGAUCAUGUUCGAGUUCAUGGACAAUGUAUGCGCUUUCUUAUAUUUUUAGGACGUCAUUUUUCUUAAUUUUAGAUUACAACAACAUCCAUUUGGGCAAGAGAAUCUUCGGUCCAGCCAGGAAACAGAUGUUCAAGUCGACGAUAGUUGGUGGGAUGGAAAGGCGAUUUGAAAUCAUUGACAAUCAAGUCAACUAUAUUCCGUUUAACAGCGAGUCCUCCGAAAAUAAUUUGGACAAAUGCCGGAAUUCGAGUUAGUAUAACACAAUUUAUCACUAUUUCGGAAUGUUUUCAGGGAUCAAAUGUCGAGAAGAUACGCGAGUCGUUCUGAAUACUGACUCGUUUUCCGAAGAGAGUGAUUUUAUUCAUGCCAAUUGGAUCCGUGGCCCUCCUUUGUUCAAUUCAUUCAUCUUGACCCAAGCUCCAAUGCGCAAUACGAUUCAAGACUUUUGGCGUAUGAUAACGCAAGAGAAGGUCGGGGUUGUUCUUAUGAUGAUUAGUAGAAAAGAGGAAGAGCGGUGCUCACGAUUUUGGCCGUAAGUUUUUCUGUAUUGUACUGGAAUUGUCGAUGAAAUCUUGAAUUUUCGACGAGCCUGUUUGAUGUCUCGAUACUUGAGUUUGUGGAUUUGACAUUUUCAGAUCUGUCGGGGGGAACUUGAAGAUUGGAGCAUUCACUGUGACAACCGAACAUUGUGAUAAGAUUGGAAAUAUCAUUACCAAAUAUUCGAUCAAUGUGAAUUAUGUAGAUACUUCAAAUGUGGAGACUCCGGAAUCCAAGAGCUUGAAGGUGGUUUUGUUCCAAGGUGAUUUGAACAACUCGGACAAUCUUCAUGCCCCACUUAUCCUUCUAAAUGAAGCCAGAAGAAGUAAAACCCCAACUGUUGUCAUUGAUCAUCUUGGUGUUAGUCGAGGUGCCUGCUUGAUUGCUGUAGAAAUCUGCAUGAUGAGUAUGAUACGAGGACCGUCUUAUAAGGUAAUUAUUUCUAUCUGAUCAGUUUAUGCUUUAGGUAAUAGAGGGUAAUGUGUAUUUAUCUUUACCUAUUGAUGGUAAUUUUUUAAAAUUACGAUUUGAUGUUUCAGCACCCAGUCCAACGAGCCGUCCAUUUCCUCCGUUCUCGAAGGCCUUUUUCGGUUGAAACCCCAAUGCAAUACAUCUACAUCCAUCGAGUUCUCCUUUAUUUCCUGAAGCCGUAUGUUGGAACGGCCAAGAAAUUCGAAGAAGAUUAUGAACGGUGGCUCGAGUCCAGGUCCCAGCGCCUUUUUGUUGAUGAUCCUACUGGUCCGGUAAGUUUCUCUUAGUUUGACUUAUUUCUUCUUUUUUUAGAUUCCGGCUCAUCGCCUUUUAUCCCCUCGAGUUGAUCCCGAUCUCUUAGCCCAGGCCAAAUCUAAGCCUCGCCCUAACUUCCGAAGGGAAAUCCAUACAAAUAUCGGGACAUUGCCUCAGGCCAGUGAGCGAGCCGAACAGUCCGCUGCCCUUCAUUUACCUAACAAAUACCCUCGAGGCAGGAAAUAUCUGUAUUAA